AUUGAAGUAUACGCUGAAGAUGUCACCCAGUAGGGUGGUGAAAGCUUCGCAAAUUAACCAUCCAGCUCAGAGAACAAAACCACAUCAAAAUCAUAGUACAUACUGCCUGAGCUGUUGUUUUACGGUGUUAACAUCCUUGAAUACCAUCCGGCUGUUUACAUAGUUGCCAGUAACGCAACAUCUGUUACACCCGUUCCUACUGUUGACUCGCUGUAAAAGUGACUUAAGACCUUGCAGGCUUAUCGCAGAUAACACUGUUAAGCCGGGAACCGAUAUUGGCACUCAUUGAUUUGCAAGCCAUGUGCAUAUAAGUCCUCCAUGUCAGUUACAACUGGCAAUAAAAAGUUAUUGAAGUCAAACGGUUUAUGAAAACCACUAUAAACUCAAAUAAGAAAUAUAUCACUAAGAAACGGUUUCACCAGUCGACCCAAUUUCGGUCAAACUUGCUGUGUACCAUUGUUAAACAUUGACAAUCCAUCAACAUUCAGCUGCAGAUUAACGCAAUCAAAAGAUGCAAACUGACACCAACAACUCAGCAUAGGCGUGAGUAUACUUCGCAAACCAAUAUGAUAGUAAACUCCACUACCAAUGACAGUUGAGGGACAUGACUGGCUAUUUUUGAGGUGUCUUAUGUAUGUUGGUAAACUUGGAAGAUGCCGUUUGAACAGUCGCAUAAUCUUUACACCAUCAACAAUGGAUGUUUUAGUGGUCAUCACUUCAAGGCAGUCGUCCUAAGUUCUGCCUUGGAAUUGCGUUCUUUUACCUUAUCGGAACAUAUCUCAUGGGACAACAGAGCGCCCACAGCAUUACCUUAUCAAUUAGUCAUCACAUGAUAUGCUAAGAAACCAACAUUUUUGGGCUACCACAUUCCAUGUACAUUUUGUAUCUAUUUACUCGUAUUUUAUUGGUAUUUACAUAUCACAUUAUGCAUUCUAAUCGUAUUAUCCACUCCCGGGAUUUUAUAAAACGUUUUAAACCCAAAAACUUUCAUAUUUGCAAUAAACUCAAGAAAAAGCACUAUGGAGGUUGGCAGCGUGCCCUAAAAUCUACACCCAUACAUCACACCACUGUUCCAGUUAUCAUUAGUACCAACUGCCGGUCCCUGCCUAAUAAAAUUCUGGAUUUUCAGUCCGUGUUGUCAUCCGGAACCUACCACAAUACUGGUAUUGUCACUCUACAAGAAACCUGGCUCCAUAACUCAUACGAUGACAAUAUUGUGUCUCUAAACAACUUUAAUGUUUUCCGACAAGACCGUGUUUGUUCCAAGAAAAAAUGUGGCGGAGGUGUUGCGACUUUUAUUCACUCAAAAUGGUCCAUUUCUAACAAAGUUUGUUUCAAAUUCUCGAAUGACUACAUUGAUUGCAUCACUGUGAGAUGUCGCCCGAAACACAUGUCAAAAUGCAAAUUCAUUUAUAUUUCUAAUGUUUAUGUCUCUCCUGGCUGUACCAUAUUGGAUUUAUCUAUGUUCGCUGAUGAAUUCACCGCUUUUGCUGCAGCUUGUUUCGAGAACUCUUUAUCAAUAGUAACUGGCGACUUCAAUGGAAGCGAUUGCUCCUUCCUUAUAUCACUUGGUCAUGACAAUAUUGUUAACUUUGCCACCCGUCUUGGUAAAAAACUGGAUCUAGUAUUUAUCAAUGAUGUUGGUAUAUAUGAAGCUCGCAAACGUGCUCCUUUACUUAACUCUGACCACUGUAUCAUACGUGUACUGCCUAAAAUAUAUUCCAAAUCACGCAAAGGUGUCCUCUCUCACCUCCACAGUAAAGUUCAACGGAGAUGCUACUCAAAAGACAACCUAGACAAGCUCAGAUGCAUGUUGAAAGACACUAACUGGGACUUAUUUACAGAACAAACAUUAGAUGAAACAAUCACAAACACUACCGAUUAUCUUAAAUUCUGUUUCGAAAUAUGUUGUCCUAAAGAAACAUUAUUCAUUCGAUUUGAUCGCUUAUCUUCGCCAUAUCUCAAAAAGCUACGUAGAGAUAAAGAACUGUUUUUCAAAACAAAUGAUAAGCCUGAUGUAAAAAAGUUAAACAUUCUGUUAAAACUGGAAAUGAAAAGACUAAAUGUUUUAUAUAAUCAAAGAUUUUUGUCAUGUGAAACCCCUUCUAAUUUAUGGAAACUUUUCAAAGAAAUUAUUAACGCUAUGCUAUGUAUUUCCGUUCCAUCUCUUAAUGUUGACACUCUUAAUAAAUCUUUCACACGCUCUUGUGUAAGUUAAAAUAAGCUACAACAAUAAAUGUUAAUAUUGUCGGAAGUGCUACUUCUGUAGCAACACCCUCCUCACUCUUUCAAAUAUACAGGACUUGUGGGUCUGUUACGUGAUUGCUGUGAAACCGAAUAACCCGAAAGUUACAGGUAAAGUCUAAAGCUUUUACUUACAUACUUUAUCCUUCUUUUCUGCGCUCUCUAUUGUCUUUUGCUGUAAGUCUAUUGGACAAAAUAACAGUCUCUUAUUAUUUAAUCACCAGUAUUAAUUUAGGAGUAAAAUGACAAUAGAUUCUCAACCUAAAAUAAGUAAUGGGACAUCAUACUCUGUAGUUACCAGGGCUUCAGCCAAACUAGGCAAACAGGAGAAGGUGAUGGACUCACGCAUACCGGUCCUGAAGACCAG
Messenger RNA from Trichobilharzia regenti, 2611 nucleotides. The record is from the annotation of a GenBank genome assembly. NCBI's taxonomy places the organism in Eukaryota, Metazoa, Platyhelminthes, Trematoda, Strigeidida, Schistosomatidae.